Molecule: messenger RNA, 2415 nt
Organism: Leptinotarsa decemlineata (Colorado potato beetle)
Lineage: Eukaryota; Metazoa; Arthropoda; Insecta; Coleoptera; Chrysomelidae
Product: myogenesis-regulating glycosidase
Source: RefSeq, a predicted model, not a curated record
AAACAAUCUCCAAUUUUACUGACGACAUAACGAACUCAGUGGCGAUACUUAAACAAGGCCACGUGUUGAUCAACGAAUUUUGGCAAAACCAAGUCGGCGAUUUUGAACUGGAUACUUCUCGUUUUCCUACGUUAGAAAAAACUAUGGAGAUGUUGACCAGAAGAGGAUUCAGAGUGGUUUUCACCAUACAACCUUUCAUAUCAACGGAAAGCUUCAACUUUGCCGAAGCAGUACAGAAGCGAUUGUUGGUUUCUGAAAGAUUCAGCGAUCGACUCAUACCGGCGCUAACAAAGUAUAAAACAGUUCAGAGCGCAGGCGUUCUCGAUAUCACCAAUAACAGAACGAUACCGUGGCUACUGGAAAAGUUGAAAAACGUCAGAAAGAAAUACAAGUUCGAUGCGUAUUACCUCGACAUGGGCUUAGCUUACAACAUGCCACAUUAUUAUCAAUGUGAGAGAGCAUUGCGCAGUCCUGACCAAUAUAAAAGUUUCUUCAUCAACAGUCUUCAAGGUUCAGUUCCAAUUUUUGGGGUUAAUAGUGCUGUAGAGAGACCGAAGUCGCCAGCUUUUGUCGUUUUACCACAGUUCGAAUCAUCUUGGGAUGGUCUAAGAAAAGUUAUACCAACUAUUCUCACUUAUGGAAUUCUUGGUUACCCAUUUCUUAUCCCAGGUGCUGUGGGAGGGGACUAUGAUGGACCUGAAACUACUAUUGACACUAAUGGGACAGGAAGAUCACUUCCAGAUGAAGAGUUAUACAUAAGGUGGCUGCAACUUGCUGCUUUUUUGCCUGUUGUGAGAUAUCACCAUUUACCCAGCAGCUACGGUGAGGAAACCAUCUCAGAAAUAGCAAAAAAUCUUGCUCUCACUAGACAGAAUAAGGUUACUCCAAAAUUGAAAAAGUUUGCUAGGGUAUCUUUGAACCUGGGAUUGCCCAUAAUCAGACCUCUGUGGAUGUUAGACGCUGAGGAUCCCAAUUGCCAUCUUGCAGUAGAUGAGUUCUCCAUUGGAGAUGAGAUAAUUGUAGCUCCUGUUCUGUCUUCUGGCUUCAGAGAACGAGAAGUGUAUCUUCCUGCUGGAGUUUGGAAAGACGGUAUAGAUGGGAGUUUGAGGAAGGGUAGUAGAUGGAUUCAUGAUUACCAUGUAGAGAGAAACGAAGUUGCUUAUUUUGAGCGAAUGCCAGAUGACACAAGAUUUUAAUAUAGAAAAUCAACGAUAGUUAUGUUCCUGACUUUCAGUUUUCUUCUGUGGUAGAAUUUUGGGAUGGAUGAAUUUCACUACACUUCAAGUGCACUAGAUCGAAGAAGCUGUUAAUCUAAUAUCAGCCAAUAUAAUUGCUUUUACAACUCGUUAAAAAAUUUGUAGGUCUUAAACUGAGGCACUUUAUCAUCAAAACUAAAAUUCAACAAGUUUUUGAUAAUACAUGAAAAUACCAGAAUUUCUGAAAAAUUCAUUUUUAUUUUUUGAAGCACUUUCUUUUAUGAUACGAUACAUGUGUAGCUAAGUUUAGUCAAGAUCUGAACGAAUAAAAAAAAUGGUUCCUCACAUUGAAUAUACCUUAUAACUUUUUAGACAUGCGGUAACUUGCCUGAGGCUUUGAUAUCAUCACUUCUACUCUAAUUGUUCCUAGAUGAAAGAGUUAUCAUCUUGUGUUUUUUUCAAGAAAGAACUCAAUGUGGAAUAAAUGAGUCACGUGCCACAACAAAUAGCAAGCAAGCUGGCAAGUUUCCGAAUACGGUUUUUGUGUAGGUAUUAUGAAAACUGUAUGUAUAAUUUGGAAUAUUUCUCAGUAUCUUAGAAAGUGAAAAGUUUUUUUUCACAUUCAUCUUGGAUAGACAGAAUAUUUUCACUAUUUAUGUAUACUCCAAUAUGAUUUGAAAGUGAUGUUGACAAUUCCAUAGGAAAAAUCUUUCUCCCCGUGAAAAUAAAAUUUACAGGUUUUUCCAAUCUUUUAUUAAUUCACAAUGGUGAAGACUGUGGGGGAUAGAAGACAAUCCCCCCCUACGAAGCCACCAUUCAUGGGACGGACAGAACUCAAUCCUCAAAUAUCAAAAAUGAACGUGGCUCCCCAAGGAGGUCAGUUGCAAAGCCAAGCUUCGACAUCGACCGCCCCGCCGGCGAGAUUCAUCCUGCCUUUCACAGCAAGGCGACUAGGUUGAGCUCUAGUUUUCAAAUGACAAAUAAAUUGAGGCUAGAACGUUUUUUGAAUUAUUAUUGUCGUAAUAAAAAUAUUUUGUUUUAUUCCUGUAACUUCCAGAAAAUGCAAAAAUCUUGUAGUUAUUAUGAUAUAUAAUGGGAUUCUCUAAAUUUCGUUGAAAAAGUCUUGAAGCAAUAAAAUUGUGUACAUUAAGUCUCCCAUUCAAAUGAUAGUUCACACAUAUAUUGUGAUAUUAAGAUAAUAAAUUUGUAAUAUUCCUAA